This is a messenger RNA of Manis javanica (Malayan pangolin), 6761 nucleotides long. It is a transcript of the gene TEKT5, whose product is annotated as tektin 5. Lineage: Eukaryota; Metazoa; Chordata; Mammalia; Pholidota; Manidae. The record is from RefSeq and is a predicted model, not a curated record. Gene Ontology annotation, cellular component: microtubule cytoskeleton; nucleus; sperm flagellum. Gene Ontology annotation, biological process: cilium assembly; cilium movement involved in cell motility.
AUCCACAUCUCCUCAGCACGCUCACCCUGAGGCACCUCUUCCAUUCCGCCGCCCUGGAUGCUUACACGGUCACCGGAUCCUGCUGUUACGUAUUUCCGCUUUGGGGUGCCCAAUCUGGCCCUCCAGCUGCGCCAAGUCACACGAUUUUUAUAAAAGGAUGUAGAUGUAAUUGAGGAACAACCAGACGGAAGAGACACGUCGGCAAGGCACUGGGAAAGGCCCCAGGGCUCCCAGCCCUCUCCAGAAUUUAUUUCAGGGCCUCACUACUCCAUUUGUGGACUGGGGACCAGCCUCACCUAGGAACUUACAAGAAACGCAGCAUCUCCGGCUCUACUCAAUCAGAACAUGUAUUUUAGCACAAUCCCCAGGUCGUUUGAGGACAUGCUAACAACAUAUGAGAAGCACAGAUCAAGAGGACUAGGUGGAAGCUCAAGUCUGGGUGAGACGGUAUUGUCUUUUGGAACUUAAAUGCGUCAUAGAUAAGGGAGACCUUGGGAACGGUAGGAGAUGCUCCCUUGGGCCCCUCAGCUUCUGAGUCUCUUCACAUUUUGGACAGUCCACAGCACAGGGCUUUUUUUUGCCUGACUUGCCUGUCACCCAGCAUUCUUCUGUCUUCCUCACCGUGGUGGACAGGACAGUCACCCCCCAAAGAGGCCCACGUCCUAACACCUGGAACCUGACUCUGUCACCUUAUGUGGCAAAUGGGGUUUGCAGGUGUGACUAAGUUAAGGAUCUCCAGGUGGGGAGGCUGUUCUGGAUUAUCUGUGUGAUGUGAUCAGAAGGGUCCUUGUAAGAGGGAGGCAGGGCAAUCAGAGGGGAGAGAAGACAUUGCACCGUUGGCUUUGACGUUGGAGGAAGGGGCCUCAAGCCAAAGGAUGCAGGCAGCCUCCGGAAGAUGGAAAGUGCAAGGAACUGGACUCUCCCCCGGAGCCUGCAGAAGGAACAGCCCGCCCACACCUCGAUUGAACCCUGAAGACUCUGUUUGGGAUUCUGAACUCCCAGACUAUGUCUUUGCGUUGUUUGAGGUCACUGACUUGGUGAUUUGUGGCAGCAGCCAUCGGAAACUCGUUCACCCACAACCCUGGAUUCUGAAUUUACCCCAAUCCCUUUUGACUCUCGUAACAAUUAUACCAUUUCUCUAGAUGAUCAGUACAACUUCGGAAAACCCGGACGUCGAGUCUCCCUUGGCCACUUCCUAGCUAGGCGGCCUGCGUUUGUGAGGUGGGGAGGCAGGGUACUAACGGGUGCCCCGUGGGGCCCUGAGGAUGCACAGGGAAGCGCCCCCUACCUCUGCCUCCUCCAGACAGAGCGCUUUCGUGCUCUUCUGUCAUGUGCCCCUCUCCUGUGGGAGAGUUUGUUUAAACACAGCCUUCUGCACCAGCGAAUGUGUUUGAAAACCACUGCAUUUUUGCAACUGUUUAUAACAGAAUGUUGGGCCGUGGGGAGCGAAACCCGAAUUCCCUGAGCUGUUCUUCAGAAGUACAUCCAGGCUCUUCACCUGGGUUUCCUGGCCCCAUGGGCACAGAGAGGGCAUUACCGGAGACUCGCUGUGUGUCCUUGGGCAAAGAGUCACCAAUCUGAGCCUCAGAUGCUCACCUGUAAAAUGAGGGUGCAAAUCAUGCCCACCUCCCAACAUUAUCAAAAGGAUAAAAAGGAAACGAUGUGGCUAAGUGUGGUAUGAUAGUAAUAAUGCCAGUCAUGACUGAACACCUGCUAUGUGCUAAAUACCUUGCUAUGCCCGUUUGAUGCUCACAACUCCCGUCAGAGGGAGGCACAAUUGCCAUCGGUUUCCAGGCUGGAACGGGGCAAAGCUGGGAUUCCACUUGGGGGAAAGGCCGCCUCUGCCUGGAUGGCACAGAGCAGACUUCCUACAUGGCCACAGGAGCCCCUCAACCCAGUUCCUGACCCAGAGACUGAUGCUUUCUUCAGCAGGCUGGAGCAGAAGCCGAGGCUAAGACUGUGGGUUCAUUUGCAUCAGACCUCUCCCCAGCUGUCCACCCCUGACACAGAGUCUUCUCUUUCCAGCAGGAAAAAAGGCAUGAGUCAUAUAGACAUAUGUGUGAGAGUGUACACGUGUGCAUAUGUAUGUAUAAUGUAUUUGUCAAAACUCUAUACUAUAUGCAAAGCCAAGUAGGACUUUGAGGUCAGUUCUUUUCUUCGAGGAGCCCUGCCUUGCUUAGGAAAAUCAGGCCAGAGCCCCACAUGGCAGAAAGGCAGAUGGGUUCAUUUCUCUGGUGAGUUCCCCUGGGGGGGCAGCCAACUUUCAGUGGGGUUUGUUCAGAGGUCCACAGGAGAGGGAAAACCUUCCAGACAAUACAUAUCCAAUAAAAAAAUCCAUGUGCUCCUCUAUCUUGUAACUUCUUCCAGAAGUUAUGCUCAGACAUGCCCCGAAAUGUAUGCGGAAGGAUCGGUUGCAUUUAGCAUUAUGCAGAGGGAGAGGGGUGGGGCUCAAAGGACCACAUGCUACAUGACCCCAUAUAUAUGGCAUUCUGUGGGGACAGAGGGCCCACAGGUGGUUGCUGGGGUGAGAGGUAGGGAGGAGAUCACUGAGGGACUUCCAGGGCCAUGGACAUAGCCCAUCUUGGUGAUGGUAGUGUACCUGUGUGCCUGUAUGUCAGAACUCAUGAACCUGAGCUGUGUGCAAAUUGCCCCUACGUAAACCGACUUCAAGACCUGCCCAGGGAAGGACUUUUAUUGCAGCGAUAUUUGUAGCAGCAAGACAGGAAGCAUCUUAAACACCCAGUCAUAGAGAAGAAUCAAAUAAAUAAUAGCACCUCCACAUCAUGGAGAAUUACACAGCUGCCAAAAGGAGGAGAUAGAUGUUUAUAUACCAAAAUGGAAUAAUCUCCAAGACUUAGGGUAUUGUGGAAAAUGGUGAGCAUGGUAUUUAUGCAAGAAAAAGGUACAGACUUGUCUAGGCUUGGCUGUGCAUAGAGUAUAUCUGGAAAAAUACAAAAAUCUGACAAUAGUACUUAUACCUGGGAAAAUGCAAAGUAGCCCUUGGUGAGAAAAUUCUAAAUCUUUAUACCCUUAGAUCACUCACAUUAUUAUUUUUACUGUGAACAUUUGGUGCUGAAAACAAUACGCUGAAUCUUUUUUGCUCCAUUUCUUGGCUGCCCUUGGUGGGCAGGCACUUCCUGUUGUGUGAUGGCCCAUCUUCAAGGGUCCCCCAAGGUAAGCGUUUUAGGUGCGAAGCAGGUCCAGAGCCCACGUGAUUUCCUUAUCCCACUCUGUAACACGAGGUUGCUUUAUAGGCGGGCUGUGGAAAUAUUUUAAAUGAGUAUAUGUGAAGCAUCAGGUGUGCAGAAGGUGCCUAAGGUUAUUUCUCUCCCUCAGUCCUCUCAUGCCCACUCCUUUUUUCAGUCCUGGGUUCCAGCAGCUGGAGAGAAAAGUCCCAGUGACCAUCUCCCUUCACCAGCAAGGACCACGUGAGGGUGAAGGUUGUUCUUGUUUCCACUGCAGGAGGGGGCCAGGGCCCCGCAGAUCAAGCACCUCUUCUGUUCUGUACCUUGAGAUUUUGUUGCCACGCCCUCCAGCCCAGGGUGGGAGGGGUCGUUUCUCGAUGGGGUGCAGAUGUCGGUACAGGGCAGAGGGCUGAAUGCGCUCUCCCGUUCUGCCGUGCGCUGGGCUUCAUGGCGAGCCAAAUAGACACGGUCUCUACCUCAGGAGCUCACGAUCCCUACCACCCUCAUUAAGGGCAGGUUUAUUGAAGGAUUAUUUAUGUAAAAUUUACCUCUUUUAGUGGACGGUCCUGUGGGCUUUAACCAAUGCACAUGGUUGUGUAACUGCCACCAGUCAAGAUAUCGAGCAAUACGGUCACCAUGCCCAGAUUUCCUCGGCUCCUUCAUAGUCUUCCCCCCGCCCCCGGCUCCCGGAACCUCCCCGCAUGAGUCAUGUGUCCACACGGAUCUGCCUUUUCCAGGGUGUCAUCUAAAUGGAAUCACACUGGAUUGACCUUUUGAGUUGAGCUGCUUCCGCUCAGCUUGAUACGUUUGACAUUCAUCUGUGUUAAGGGUUCAUUCCUUUUAACUGCUGAAUAGUAUUCCAUACUAUGGAUUUCCCAUUCUGGUGCCAUCCUGGGGACAAAGAAAAAGAAAUCAACUAACUUUGACCAAAUCGUCCUGAGCUGAUUGAGUUUAUUGAAGGGGACUACGUUUUACAUUUUCUCCCAUGGGCAGAGUUAGGUCUGGAAAAGCAGAUCCGACUGCUGUGGAAAAAUAAAUAAAUGCUGUUUCCUGCACCUCCAACUCUGUGGGUUGAAAAACUCACAUUCUCUUUUGUGUGUGUGUGUGUGUGUGUGUGUGUGUGUGUGUGUGUGUGUGUGUGUGUGUGUGUUGAUUGGGACAGCAUGGGCCCAGCUGGCCUGAAAGCGACAUUCCACACUCCCCCAGGCUUUGUGACAGCAGUGCCGAGUCAUAGAGGUCCUGCCCUAAGAGAAGCUUCUCUCCCGCCCCCAACCCCUGGUGUCUGCCUUUGCGCAGAGUUCUGCCCUAGUGGGGCUGAUGAGGAAGGAUGGAGUUUCUUGGAACCACUCAGAUUGCCAGUUACUGUGGCCCCAAGAAAGCCUGUGACAUUGGCACGCUACCCCCCGCCGUGCCGCCUCCCGCAAUCCAGGAAUGCUACCAGCCCUAUUACCUGCCUGGGUACCGCUACCUCACCCCGUGGAGGCCCAGUCUCUUCUACAAGGUCUCCAACACCCAGCCCUGUGUGGAUGAGGGAGCCGCAUGCCACAGCGCCCUGCGGCCACCCACCGUCCUGCCGGCGCUCCGCUCUGCGCUCUUCUGUCGCUAUAGUCCCCACGACUGGGAGCAGUCCAACCAGCUGCAGAUUCGCGGGGCCGAGGCCUCGCGGCUGUGGGCCAGCCGGCUGACAGGCGACUCCAUGCGGCUCAUGCAGGACAAGGAUCAGCUGACGCAUCAGAUGCAGGAGGGGACCUGCCGGAACCUGGGCCAGAGGUUGUCGGACAUCGGCUUCUGGAAGUCUGAGCUGAACUACGAGCUGGAAAAGCUUCUGAACGAGAACCGCAGCCUGGAGACAAUCAGGAGGCGGCUGGAGUGCGCGGCCGAGGAGGUGAAGUGCCCCCUGCAGGUGGCCCUGGAAUGCCUGUACCAUCGAGAGAAAAGGACCGGGAUUGAUUUGGUCCAUGACAACGUGGAGAAAAACCUUAUCCGGGAAGUAGAUAUGCUAAAAUGUUGCCAAGAACAGAUGAGAAAAUUAGCUCAAAGAUUCGAGAUCCAGAUGCGUGAUAACCGAGAUGCUCAGCAUGCUCUGGAGAGGGACCUCGAGGACAAAAACUCAGCCCAGUUUAUCGAUGAGAAGUGCUUUAACCUGAGGAACACGUCAGACUGCAUCAGCUUCUUCCAUGGCGUGGAGAAAAUCGAUGGCAUGAUCUCCGUACCCGAGACCUGGGCCAAGUUCAGUAAUGACAACAUCAGGCACUCGCAGAACAUGCGGGCCAACUCCACCCGGCUGCGGGAGGAGGCUGACAACCUCUUUGAGACCCUGUCGGAUCAGAUGUGGAAGCAGUUUACCACCACCAACCUGGCCUUCAACACCCGCAUCUCCGAGGUGACGGAUGUGAAGAAUAAGCUGCAGACGCAGCUGGCUAAGACGCUGCAGGAGAUCGUCCAGGCAGAGAACACCAUCAUGCUGCUGGAAAGGUCCAUCGCGGCCAAGGAGUGCCCGCUGAAGGUGGCGCAGACGAGGCUGGAGUGCCGGACCCGGCGCCCCAAUGUGGAGCUGUGCAGAGACAUCCCACAGUUCAGGCUCAUGAACGAGGUGUUCACUAUCGACGACACCCUGCAGACCCUGAAGCUGAGGCUGCGGGAGAGCCGGGACAUGCUGCAGCUGCUGGUGAUGACCAAGUGCCGGCUGGAGCAUGAGCUGUCCAUCAAGGCCAGCACCCUGUGCAUCGACAAGGACAAGUGCAUGGGCAUGCGCAAGACCUUCCCCUGCACCCCGCGCCUGGUGGGCUACACCUGAGCUGCCGCCACAGGCCCUCAGCGCCCCGCUCCUCACCAUUUCCUCUCGCUGCGUCAACGUGGAAAAGGCUGAAAAACAAAAGAGCGUGUGAUUUUUCUCCCUUUCCUCCUAACAUGAAAAGAAAAAAUAUAUACAAAUAUAUUUUAAGAGCCAAAAUAAAUUUGCCUAAAGUAAGAUUUCUUAGAGCUCAUCCCUUACUGCAGAACCGGCCUUGGGGCAGAUGCCAGGAGGAGACAGACUGAUCCCUCGGGGACGCAGCAUUGCAAGAUACUCAGCAUCCCCGGCAGUAGAAAAGGCUGCAUUUUUUAAAAACCUGCUUGUCUAUUUCAGAGCACAGCAUAGACCAUGGCAGCCAAAGAUCGGACACCGGAGCUGUGAGCCCAGAGCCCAGCUGCCACUUAGGAGCUGUGUGGUCUCAAGGGAGCUCCCAGCCUGACAUCCAUCUAUCAAAUGAGGUCAGUCCAGGGUGGAGGUGACUGUCAGCUGUGUGGGUGCUGCAAAAAACUAGGGCUCGGAGUCGAAAGUCCUGGGUUUAAAUCCCAGCUUUGCUGGGCAGGGUGUUUUAGAAAUUGCUGUGAGAGAGAGAGGAGGCGGAUGGUAUCAGUCCUGUGGGUGGGGCAGGAGGAGGCAGGUAGGGUUUUGGGAAAGCUCUAUAAAGAACUGACAUGGCCUCCAAAGUAAAAUGUAAGACUACCAUGCCACCUGGCAGUUCUCCUCCUCAGUGUAUAAGUUAGGAACAAUGAGAACAUGCUCAAAUACUUGUUCACAGCAGCACAAAU